ACCACACGCCAGCUCCCACAAGCGCCUCCCCAUCUUGGAUUCCCAUUUUCAUGGGCGUUCACGUUGGGGACGUUUUCUAAGCAUUCCUCGUUCCUGCAACUUCCUCCCUCCUUUUCCCUUUCGAUCUUCUUCCUCUUUCCCUCCUCCUCUCUGAUCUUGAUCUUCGUUUCCGUUCCGUAGAUCUCAGGAAGUGGGAAGAGAAGAGGGGUGGAAGUUUUGUUGUUCUUUGGAGGGUGUGAUUGAGAUGGGGAAGUACGUGGAGAUGCUGGAUGCAGGUGUGAGGAUCGCCGCGAGGUUCCAUUCCCACUGCCCCCAGACCGCCCGCUUGUACUACCACCCGCCCGUCAACGCCGACGACCCCCACCACCACCACGACGGCGGCGACCCCCCUCACCACCACCUCAGCGGCGUAGGCGGCGCGAAGGGCGCCCCGGCCCAGAUGCGCCCGUGCGGCCGCGGGGCGUUCGGCGGGGUGGACACCGCGGAGUUCAUUCUUUAUUCCGUUUGAUUGGAUUCUGAUUUCGAUCUCACAAGCUACUUGUACCACCAAGAAAGAAAAAGGGAAAAAGAGAAAGAAACAAGUCGAAUGUUGUCGAUGUGUUCUUACAUAUACUCCUGACCUUUUUGAUGAUGUGUUUAACUAUUGUUGCCAAUCCAAUCUGUUGUCUGAA
Syzygium oleosum is the source of this 671-nucleotide messenger RNA. RefSeq lists its product as uncharacterized. Lineage: Eukaryota; Viridiplantae; Streptophyta; Magnoliopsida; Myrtales; Myrtaceae. The record is from RefSeq and is a predicted model, not a curated record. The coding region runs from base 245 to 508 and encodes 87 amino acids. The transcript has a single exon.